CUUAAAUAUGAACUUCCUGCAGACACAGAGACUGCAGCUUAUAAUGAGAAAGACCACGAGAAAGCCGAGUGUCACCGGAGCCCAGGAAGCAUCUGUCCGCUAGGUGUCACUAUAUUGAUCUGCGCUCAAUGGGACACGCGCGUUGUUAAUGGCAGAAGAAGAGCGUCGCUAUGAUACUGCGUGAAGCUCAAUGAUGUGAUGGAGGAACAGAUUUGAAGAUGCAGGAGGAUUGUGUCUCUCUCCAGCUAUCUCUCAACGUGGUUGGGGUUUUGGAGUGUGUGGUACGCCGUUGUCUCGGUCCUGAUGGUGGAAGUGUGCUGUUCACACGUGACACAGGAGAAAUAAUCAUCACUAGACAUGGACAGCGAAUUCUCAACACACUGCACCUGGAGCACCCAAUGGCCAGGAUGGUGUUGGACUGUGUUGGUGCACAUGCUGGAGUGACUGCGGAUGGCACAAAGUCAUUUAUUCUCAUGCUGGCUGCGUUGCUCCGAGGAAUUCAGGAUUUUGCACACAUCCAUCGCAUUGGACCCUCUAAUGCCCCUUACCUCCAAAAUCUGGCUCAUCGACUGCUGGCGUUCAGUUGUCAGGAGUUGGAUGAUGUCAUAACACACAAAAUUAUCCCAUAUGCCUCAUUGUAUUGCAGUCGGCAUAGUUGCAAACAGGACAGCAGCGUCCUUGAUUUGUUAGUUGGCGGGUAUGUUGCUGGACGAUUGGGGAUUGGUCAGGCUGAUAUACUGAAACGUGUUCUGUGUGAAUUUUACCACAAAGUGAGCCACGGUCAAGACGCUGUAAAAACAAUCACAUUCCUACAUUUGCAUUUCUCGCUUUUGCAUACGACAGUGUCGGGACUUUCUAUUGGCUGUUCAGAGGUGAUCGAAGGUCUGGUUGUGACUCGUGAUUGGUCAGUGUGGACAGAACUGAAAGGAUCGGUGAAAGCGCUCGUAAUAUAUGAGAGUCUCGGGUCCCCCUAUAUUGAGGAGAGUGACAAUACAUAUCUGUGCGUUCAACGUGACUGGCUGCCGUGUAUAGAUCGAGUCCUAGAAAAGAGGUUGGCGAGCCUGUUGCACUUACAAGUGCGUGUGUUGCUGUCAUCUGUAAAGCAGCCGGAAGUUGUGACGCAGUGGGCCCGGCUGAACCACGUUGCUCUGUUGGAGUGUGUCGAUUCGGCCCGGCUGGACUUGCUUUGCCACAUGAGCGUAGCAGAGACUCUCCCUAAUCCGCCACUUCAACACCUCCUGAUGCUGAACUCCUGUAGCCGUGUCCAUCUGGGUGGACAUCGGUAUGCUUGUCUGGGAACUUCGCUUCAAACCCACACGCUUGUUUUGUGCGGACCCACUCCGGGAAUUCUUGACCAGGCUGUGUGUGUGAGCCGAGGCGUAUUUACACUGCUGCAACAUCUGUGUCAAACUAAACCUGUAAAUCAAUACACAGAUUCUGAAACUUAUGCACAAAGAGAAAACAUAGACGUACAGGAAGACCCUAAUGAUGCAGUUUCUGGCCAAUCACAAACCUUUCUUUCAUCUCGGGACUUGUGGGAUAGAGUUAUAAGAGCUGGUGGAGUGCUUCCUGUUGGCGGCACGUUUGAGUUCUUGUUACAUCACUUCCUGUCCAAUAGCCGUAACCGUGGUGACUCGGAAAGCUGUAGACUGUUGGCAGAUGCUUUACUGUGUGUGCCCAGAACUUUGUACUCCCGCAGACGCUUCAUGGACGUCCAGACACAUCUCUUAAAUGAUCUCAAGCAAGGAACCGAAGUGCAAGGGUCAGUGGAAGUUUUGGAUGCACGGUCAAAGUUUGGGCUUGGGUUCAGUUCAACACUUUCAGUGAAUUUAGAGUCAGUCAGUAGUAAACAGCAGCUGGUUGUUUCUGUGUUGCAAUGUUUGAACAGACUUUUACGUAUAGGAGCAAUUCUACACACCCGCUCUCCAGUUUUCACCAAUACUCCUGCACUGUCUGAGGAUGAUGAUGAUGAUGAGGGAUCGAAUCAAACAACAAAUAUAUGAGCUACUGUAUCUCAUGAACUGUACUCACCUGCUACAUGUAGAUUUUACAUGCAGUCACCCUAAAAUAUUAGAAUAUUCAAAAAACAAAAAGUUUCUAAAUAUUUUAUUCUUCAGAAGAAUAUCUGUUGUAUUGUAUUUUUUUAAUAAAUGCUACAAUUUGA
Misgurnus anguillicaudatus (oriental weatherfish) is the source of this 2164-nucleotide messenger RNA. RefSeq names its product Bardet-Biedl syndrome 10 (gene bbs10). Gene Ontology annotation, molecular function: ATP binding; ATP-dependent protein folding chaperone. Lineage: Eukaryota; Metazoa; Chordata; Actinopteri; Cypriniformes; Cobitidae. Gene Ontology annotation, biological process: chaperone-mediated protein complex assembly. The record is from RefSeq and is a predicted model, not a curated record.